This is a messenger RNA of Rhinolophus ferrumequinum (greater horseshoe bat), 1317 nucleotides long. RefSeq lists its product as uncharacterized. Bases 1 to 1317 code for a protein of 438 amino acids. The transcript is spliced from 2 exons. The record is from RefSeq and is a predicted model, not a curated record. Lineage: Eukaryota; Metazoa; Chordata; Mammalia; Chiroptera; Rhinolophidae.
AUGAGUUCCUCCGAUGACGAAGGGUCUGUUUGGGGAGCGGGAUUCGACCCAGCGGGCGGGGAGCCGGCCGGCGGCCGCUCGGCCCGCCCCACAGCUCCGCGAGGCCCGCGACUAGGCCUUGAUCUGGGGACGCCGCGGAGCAGCCAGGGCUUCCCGUCCGAGCCAGAAGGGGUGGAAGCAGAAGGGCGGGUGCUUUGGGGCCGCGAAGGCCGGCCUGGCUCCCCGGCCAACGUCCAGGGGCAGGUCCUCGGCUACCUCGCCAACGAGGCGGCGGCGGCCGUCCUGCAGCAGCUGACCGACCGGGAUGUCCUGGGCGUCCGCAGAAAUCCCUCCCCAGAGAGCUGCUCCACGGAAGUGUCCACCGUGUGGGUGGACCUAGAUCCGGGUCCCAGUAGGAGAGGCGUGCGGGCCCAGAGCUGGGUGGGAUCGCAGCCCCUGCCUUCCGCCAUCGCCCCGCUCCGCCCCAGGGGGCCCGAGAGAGGCCGGCCCUGGGUGAACCCGAAGAGAGGCGCUAAGAAUAGGUCGAACCGCACUGUGGGUCGCCAUCGGCCCUCCGUGGAAGGCCUGGUCGGGCCCAUUUCCGACUCCGAGUCAUCGGAUGAGAUCGAGAAGCUGCAGCUGAUGAGGGUGACCGUUAGCCGCAAAGGAAGAGGCAUGGCCAGACCCAGCAGCCUCGAGGGUCCCAGGGACACCCCCAGGCACCCGAGUACCCACGGCAGGGAGAGCUUCCUUCACGUGCCGGGCCCUUUCGUGUCCUCCGCUGCCCGAGGACUCACCUCGGCUGUGGAAAGGCAGGCUGUUGGAGAGCAGGACACCUCGUCCUCUAAGAAAAUGCCGAGUGUGGUCUGGGGGAAGGCGGAGAGCAGGCCCAGCUACCUGGGAGCUGCUGCCACAGGUGGCCUGCCCGCGGCCAUACCCUGGAGGAAGGUGGCCCAGGAGAAGAGAUCUCUAGGCGGGGGCUCAAACCUUGUCCUGGGGAGAAGCUUUCCCUCCUGGGUGCAGAGAGUCCCGGCGCCUCCCCUGGAGCCAGUCACCUUCCCCACAAUCUCCACCGUCCCGCUGCUGACGAGGAGCAAGAAGUCCUCCUGGGUCCCUUCGGGGACCAAGCAGCCCAAGCACACGGGCGCUGGGAAGAAGUCUGUGGCCAGGAGGGCCAGGGAGUCCGAGCCGGUGGUGGAAGGAGAUAAGGAGCCGAAGGGAGGCCCAGUCCCAAGGGGCCAGCUGCUCCCCAAGCCUUCCUUCCUGGCAGGGGGCCUGGGAUCCCUCAGUGCCCCACUGUUGUCCCUAGCUCGGCUCUGCCUCCUGGCCCGGGGCUGA